This is a messenger RNA of Lactuca saligna, 1187 nucleotides long. The record is from the annotation of a GenBank genome assembly. Lineage: Eukaryota; Viridiplantae; Streptophyta; Magnoliopsida; Asterales; Asteraceae.
GGAUAGUCAUAGGAGUACUAGGUAAUAUUGCAAGAAUUGGUUGUAAGAUACCCAUUUGGAUUCUGUCUGAUUCUUGUUGAUUUUCUACUGACAUUCGGUUUGAUUCGUAUCGUAAAAGAUAAAAGGUGUGUUUUUUUGUUGGUGGGAUAAUCAAGAAAGAGAGAGAGAGAGAGAGAGAGAGAGAGGGAGAGAUGGCGGAUGGUGUGGAAGCAGCGGUGGUGGACGAUGGUUCUACGAUGUUUAGCGAGGUGGAGGUGAGAGAGAUGUCUGGGUUCAAGCGUGGCGGCGAUGAUCACGUGGAAGUCACGUGCGGUUGCACUAGCUACUGCUACGGCGACGCCGUCGGCACUCUUAGGGUGUUCGCUAGCGGCGAUCUCGAAAUCCGAUGCGAUUGUACCCCUGGUUGUCAAGAAGACAAGCUGACACCAGCUGCAUUUGAGAAACAUUCGGGUAGGGAAACUGCGAGAAAAUGGAAGAACAACAUUUGGGUGAUUGUUGAUGGAGAGAAGGUGCCAUUGUCAAAGACUUCACUCCUCAAGUAUUACAACAAAGCGUUGACCAAAACAGUCAACAAAUCCCAAACUGGUCAACGAGUUUGUCACCGAGAUGAGUUUCUUAAAUGCACACAAUGCAAUAAACUCCGCCGAUUUCAUCUCCGAACAAAAGCAGAAUGUCGGGCAUACCAUGAUGCUUUUAUCAACAACAAUAACUGGAAGUGCUCCGAUAUGCCGUUUGACAAAAUAACAUGUGAUGAUGAAGAGGAAAGAGCAAGCCGGAGAGUGUACAGAGGGUGUUUGGUGUCGUCAACAUGCAGAGGUUGUACAUCCUGCGUUUGUUUUGGUUGUGUUACUUGUCGUUUUUCUGACUGCUGUUGUCAGACGUGCAUUGACUUCACAAGCAAUGCAAAAGCUUAACGUAGGUGUCCUUCUGGAACAUAUCAUCAUUUUUAAUCAUUCAGUCUCAUUGCAUUGAGAUCUUGGUCGUUGACAUUAAUUACUAUCCCUUCGUUUUUAACAUGAGACUUAAAUUUUGCAUUUCGGCAAAACCCUCUAAUUAAUGUCGUUUAAUGUUAUUCAAUUUGAAAUCCAAAAUUGAGAUGUUCGCUUUUUGUUGCACUUCGAUUAAUAGCCGAUAACUAUAUUGUGUUCUUGUUGCAAGUUAUGUAGAAACAUUAAGCUAUAUGUCCG